AUGUUUUUGUGGAGAGUAUUCAACGACUGUGUGCCUUCUAUGAGAAAUCUUAUUAAGAGAGGGAUUGAUCCAAACCCAAAUUGUCUAGUAUGUGGGAAGCAAAUUGAAACAACUGACCAUGCUCUUUUUAAAUGCAAAAGAGCAAAGGAGGUUUGGAAUAUUUUGUUACCUCAAGCUUUCCCGCAAUGUGAUUUUAAUAAUUCCGUUCAAGAUGGAUUGUUGUAUCUGGUGGAGUCGCUCUCUACUCCAGACUUUGAUUUGGUUGGAGUUGGUGUUUGGGCAAUCUGGAAUGAUCGAAAUGCAAUUAGAAUGCAAAGACAAAUUCCAGACGCUAAGAUUAGGAGCGAUUGGAUCCUUACCUAUGUGAGAGAUUUUCAGGUCCGUGAUGUCCCUUCUCUCGGUGAUUUUCGGAUUCAGGAGGAUGCAAGUUCAAAUGAUCGGACUAUUGAGAAUUACUGGUCGCCUCCUCCGGCUGGUUGGAUUAAAAUAAACGUGGACGCAGCAUGCAAGAAACAUCAAUUUAGAACUGGAAUUGGGAUUGUUUGCAGAAAUGAAAAGGGGCAAAUUUUGGCAGCAGCAUCUCAUGAUCCGCUAAUGGCAGAAUCUCUUGCUCUCUUUGAUGGCUKACCGUCUGAAUAUCCAACAAGUACAGUUUGA
Momordica charantia (bitter melon) is the source of this 657-nucleotide messenger RNA. NCBI's taxonomy places the organism in Eukaryota, Viridiplantae, Streptophyta, Magnoliopsida, Cucurbitales, Cucurbitaceae. The record is from RefSeq and is a predicted model, not a curated record.